This is a messenger RNA of Symbiodinium sp. CCMP2456, 594 nucleotides long. The record is from the annotation of a GenBank genome assembly. NCBI's taxonomy places the organism in Eukaryota, Dinophyceae, Suessiales, Symbiodiniaceae.
AUGGCCCCGGAUCGCUCGCUUUAUCGGGGCUGCUCGCCCGCCGUGCGUCGAAAGACGUGCGUGCAGGACUUCUCCCAGGAUUUGGAUCGUCCUCCCCUCAUCUCGGCCUCGGAAGUCUACUUCGAUGAGGAGGACCCCGACGCCAGCCAGAAGGCCUUAGAGUGGCAGCUGUCCUUCGACGCAAGCACCGCGAGCCGGGCCGUGCUGCCGCGUUGCAUGUCCCCCUCCCUCGAGGCCGGCCUCCCCCGGGACCGCGCGCUGAGGGGAGCGCGAAUCCUCGGUUGCGACGCCUCGUUACAAAGGGCCAUGGGCAUCGGCCUUGCGGUCGCCGCGGAGCUCGGCGAGCCGACGCUGAGCGAUUCCAUCUGCCGUGAGCGAACCGACCUCGGCCUUGCCUUCAAGCAGCAGUCGGGCCGGUACAACGUCCCGUCACCGCUUGCGUCUCGUGUGCACGGCUCCUUGCGACGGCCGAAGGAUCAGGUCACCUUCAGCUUCAAGCGCACGUCGUUUCCGGGCUUCACCAGCCGCUCUUCGGUGAAAAGGGCGACCUCCGCACCUCAUCUCCGGCCGGAUGGAGAGCCGGAAGACGUCUAG